AACAAAGGCUUCUACUUGAAAUAAAUUUUACUCUUUUACUAUUCCAUCAAGCUUUAAAACCCACUGUAGAGUAUUAAAGAGUGAGGAUAGUUCUUCUGUAUCUUUGGGUGCUUUUGUGGGGUUUUGUACAAAAGGGGGGAGGAGUAAAUAGGAAAGUAUUGGCAGCAUCUGCCAGGACUCACACCAGGAGAGUCAAGCAAAACAGUUCUUUUCAGCUUUCUUCAGCUGGGUUUAUUCUUUUUAAUUGUUAAUGUUGUAAUAUUAAUCUCUUCGUGUCUUUUUCAUCGUACAUCACAAACCAGAACAUUGUUAGAAAAAUUUGAUAUGUGCUUAAUCUUACAUUUUUUGUCACUUUUUUCAUGCGUUGAUUUACGCAAAACUGUAGAAUUGUUGAAGAUGUUAUUAUUUGAGGGGAUAAAAAAAAUCAUUGGAAUGCUUAAGAAAACACUAGCUUUGUUGUUUGUGGGACUUCUGGCAUGGGCAUAUCAAGCAAUUCAACCUCCUCCACCCAAGAUAUGUGGCAGUGUGGAAGGCCCCCCAGUCACAGCACCGAGAAUAAAACUUAGUGAUGGAAGGCAUUUGGCUUACGAAGAGCAGGGUGUGUCAAAAGAUAAGGCCAAACAUAAGUCUGUCUUUGUCCAUGGUCUUGAUUCUUGCAGACAUGACAAUUUUGCUAGAUUCCUGUCUCGGGAACUUGUUGAAGACCUUGGUGUUUACGUUUUGUCUUUUGACAGACCUGGUUAUGGAGAGAGUGAUCCUAAUCCGAAGCGCACUGUGAAAAGCAUUGCUUUGGAUAUUGAAGAGCUUGCUGAUCAAUUGGGACUAGGAUCCAAAUUUUAUGUAAUUGGUUUUUCCAUGGGUGGACAGGUGCUUUGGAGUGUCCUGAAAUACAUCCCCCACCGAAUAGAAGGGGCAGCAUUGAUAGCUCCUGUUGUAAACUACUGGUGGCCUGGUUUUCCUUCAAAUCUAACUAAUGCAGCCUUCAACCAAGAAUCGUGGAAUGACCGGUUGGCAUACGGUGUUUGUCACCACACCCCAUGGCUUACGUACUGGUGGAAUACUCAAAGAUGGUUUCUUCCUUCCAGUGUUCUAUUUUUAAAUCCCGAUGUUCUUUCUUCCGAAGACAAAGAAUUUGUUUUAUCACGAAAACGAGCAAGAGAGACAUACACGGCACAUGUAAGACAACAGGGAGACUAUGAGUCUGUCCACCGUGACUUGAUGGUUGGAUUUGGGAAGUGGGAAUUCAGUCCCGUAGAACUAGAAAAUCCAUUUCCGAACAAUGAAGGGUCUGUUCACUUAUGGCAUGGAGAUGAAGACUUGCUUGUGAAUGUUCUGCCACAACGCUACAUUGCCCAGCGACUCCCAUGGAUUCACUAUCACGAGUUACCUGGUGCUGGUCACUUAUUCCCAGAAUCUAGAAAUAUGUGGGAUACCAUUGUUAGGGAGCUUUUGAUUGUGAAAGAAUGAGCUUCAUAGGGAGGCUUUCCUGUGCAUUUUCAUUCUCUCUGAACUUCAGUUUUGGAAACAUUCAAUGCUGUAUAUUUAUGGUAAACUUUAGACUAGCCAUUAACUUUUUAAUAUGCUGUUGUUAAAUGGGAAUGCAUGCAUGAUCUUUUUGGUA
This is a messenger RNA of Humulus lupulus (European hop), 1621 nucleotides long. RefSeq lists its product as uncharacterized. The transcript is spliced from 5 exons. The coding region runs from base 325 to 1467 and encodes 380 amino acids. NCBI's taxonomy places the organism in Eukaryota, Viridiplantae, Streptophyta, Magnoliopsida, Rosales, Cannabaceae. The record is from RefSeq and is a predicted model, not a curated record.